CCAAAACUCCAGAAGCAAUACACUUAAACAGGCCAUUUAAAUAAUCGAUCAUUAUCCAUUUAUGGAUUGUUUCCAACUUUCCUGUAAGGGGCAUGUGCUCAAAUUCAAAACUCAGUAUUGUCUGUUCUUUGGUUGUCAGUUUUUGUUCUUGCUGUAUUAAGCUCCACCCAUAUUCCAAAGAAUUCCAUGUAUUGUUGCUAUGGUCAGAAUCUUUCAACUUCUGAUUUGUACACAUCCUUCCUUAUUUUUUUCUACUCCACAAAAGUUAGAAUGGACUCUCUUUCCACGAAUAAGGUGUCAGAGGUUCUACUUUGAUGGGCUUCUUUCUCUUGAUGGGAAAUGGAUAUGUACAUUUCAUGGCUAUUUGUGAUGCUGUUGAGGAAGGCCUUGGCUGAGACCGUUGAAGAGAGAUGGCCUCCAGGCUUCAGGCGUAUUUCUUAUGAAACAAUCAUUCCAAGGAAAGUGACUCCCAAGUCCGGACAUGAGGAACCAGAGCAUGUAAGCUAUUUACUGCAGAUUGGAGGGAAUAACCAAGUGGUGCAUCUGAGACAGAAGUGGGGUUUGGUGCCUAAACAUUUCCCUGUGUUCUACUAUAAUGAAGAAGGAGAUCUCCAGAUAGACCAACCUUUCAUCAGAGAUGAUUGUUUUUAUCAUGGCUUUGUUCAGAAUAAACCCUCUUCUCUCGUCACUCUCAGCUUUUGCUCAGGAGGACUCAGAGGUAUUUUGCAAUUAGAAAAUAAAACUUAUGAAAUUGAGCCAGUUGAGGCAUCUGCUAUCUUUCAGCAUGUUGUAUAUUCUCUGGGAGAAGAACAAGCUGCUAUCUCGAUGAGAUGCGGACUAACAAAAGAAGAGGAAUGGUUUCAAAAGGCCAUUAUGCCAAAAAUGAAAAACCUACAGGAUAGAAGUGCUUCCAAGUGGUGGCCGCACACUAGACAUGCAGAGAUUGCUUUUGUGAUAGAUUAUGAACGAUAUUUGAAAUUUAACAGAAAUAAAACUCUAGUUGCUAUGAGAGUAAUAGAUAUUCUUCAUAUGGCAAAUUCAUUAUAUGAGCCACUGUCUGUUAAGCUGUCUUUAGCUGGACUGGAAAUCUGGACCCAAAGAAAUCCCAUAAACCUUAAGUGGGACAUACACAAGACCCUUAGAUCUUUCACUGAUUGGAGAAGGCGAUCACUACAAAAACGUCUAAGGAAUGAUGCUGCUCAUUUAUUUGCAUUCAAGCAUUUUAGUGAGCUAGGAUUAGCAUUCACAGGAGGAAUUUGUAGAGAUGACUAUGGAUCUGCUGUUGAACAAUACAUAACCACAAGCCUGUUCACUAUAUCUUUAAUAUUUGUUCAUGAGCUAGGACAUAAUCUCGGAAUGAGCCAUGAUAAAAAAUACUGUUCAUGUGAAAAAGUUCAGUGUAUUAUGGCUGAAGUUCUUUCAGGCUAUGAUAAGUUCAGCAAUUGUAGCUAUAAGGAUUAUUUCAAGAACAGAAAUGCAAAGUGUUUACUAGAUCUACCAAAUCCAAGUAGAAUAUACACCAUCAAAUUUUGUGGAAACAAGGUAGUGGAUGAUGGAGAGCAAUGUGAUUGUGGUUCUGAAAAUCAGUGCAAGUCAGAUCCCUGUUGCCAAUCUAAUUGUAAGUUGCGUCCUGGUGCUACUUGUGCAUUUGGCUUAUGUUGUAACAACUGUCAGUAUCGAACAGCUGGAACUAUUUGCAGAACAAAGACCAGCAGUUGUGAUCUUCCUGAAUACUGCAAUGGAACUUCUGAAAGGUGUCCUGAAGAUGUUCAUGUGCUGGAUGGUGCCCCAUGCAGAGAUGGUGAAUAUUGUUAUAAUGGGAAUUGUAACACUCACAACAAACAGUGCAAAACAAUUUUUGGCAACACAGCAAUAGCUGCUUCUGAUGUUUGCUUCAAGGAAAUGAAUACCAAAGGGGAUCGUUUUGGAAACUGUGGCCUUAAAGAUAAAAAAUAUAAGAAAUGUAAAGUUGAGAAUGUCCUGUGUGGCCGUAUCCAGUGUGAAAAUGUGAAACACUUGCCUUCUUUGGAGGAACACAAUACGAUAAUUCAAACUUCCAUUGACAAUAAGCAAUGUUGGGGUAUCGACUACCACCUUGGAAUCGACAUGGAUGUUGGUGCAGUGAAGGAUAGCACCCCUUGUGGCAGUGGCAUGAUAUGCAUCCAUCAGAAGUGUGUCAGUGUAGCCAGUUUAAUGUAUGAUUGUAAUGUCACAAAGUGCCAUAAUCGGGGAGUGUGCAAUAGCCGUCAACAUUGUCACUGUGAUAACGGGUGGAAACCUCCCAACUGUCAAUAUGAAGGCUACGGGGGCAGCAUAGACAGUGGAUCACCUGGACAACUGGAUAUGAGUAGACAUUUUGCAAAAACUAGAGUGAUAGGAGGAUUAAUAUAUAGUCUUUGUGGUGCUGUUAUUUCUCUUGCCUUGGUUGUACAUUUCAGAAAUACACUAAUGUACGUGUUUCGUAAACGGGGGGGCAAAAUUCAUCCAACAGAAUCAACAGAAGAAGAAUAUCAACACUAAAUCAUAAACCAUAACAACAUACAAGGUAUCAGAUAAAAAGCUUGGAAGCCAUGGAUAAAGACUAAAUGAACUAACUUGGGGGGGGGGUGUUUUUGGCAUCUUAGUCUUUACAUUCCAUUUUAACAUGAUUUUUCUUUCAGAUGGAUUUAUGAAAAACCUUUCAUGUUUCACAUGUUCCAAUGUACAAUUUUUGCAACUGUGUCUGAUAUGGCUUCAACUCAGUUUGGGCAAUUUUGCUACAGUCCCUAAUGAAAAUUAUAAUUAAACUUUGAUUUAACAUGGUUUAA
Pantherophis guttatus is the source of this 2807-nucleotide messenger RNA. RefSeq names its product disintegrin and metalloproteinase domain-containing protein 20-like. Gene Ontology annotation, molecular function: metalloendopeptidase activity. The record is from RefSeq and is a predicted model, not a curated record. Lineage: Eukaryota; Metazoa; Chordata; Lepidosauria; Squamata; Colubridae. Gene Ontology annotation, cellular component: external side of plasma membrane; sperm head plasma membrane; plasma membrane. Gene Ontology annotation, biological process: male gonad development; proteolysis.